Micromonas pusilla CCMP1545 is the source of this 1727-nucleotide messenger RNA. RefSeq lists its product as uncharacterized. The coding region runs from base 1 to 1650 and encodes 549 amino acids. The record is from RefSeq and is a predicted model, not a curated record. Gene Ontology annotation, molecular function: dTDP-4-dehydrorhamnose 3,5-epimerase activity. The transcript has 5 exons. NCBI's taxonomy places the organism in Eukaryota, Viridiplantae, Chlorophyta, Mamiellophyceae, Mamiellales, Mamiellaceae.
AUGAGCGGCGGGGAGACGACGUGGUCGCCUCUGUGCGUCGCCGGCGCGUGGCUCGGCGUGGACGCGCGCGCGCGCGACCACCGCGGGUAUACGCAAGACCUGUACCGCGACGACUCGUACCCCGAACACGUCCAACCCCCCGAGCCCGGGCAUCGACACGUCUCGCUCUCGCACUCGCAUCGCGGCGUCCUCCGCGGGCUCCUCGUGACGUACCGCUCGCGCCUCGUCUCCGUCGUGAAGGGCGCGAUAUACGACGUGAUCGUGGACUGCCGACCGGAGUCGCGGACGUACCGUCGGUGGUGCGUCGCGAUCGUCUCGAGCGCGAACCGCCGACAGGUGUUCGUGCCGGGGGGGUGCGCGCACGGAUUCUUAGUCCUCGAAGACGCGGACGUGCUGGUCCACUCGUCGACGCGCGAAGACCCGGAGAACGAGCUGACGAUCAACGCGCGCGACCCCGCGCUGGGGGUGUACUGGCCGCGAUUGGACGACGUCCGCGAGGCGAUCACGAGCGACGAGGACGGCGCCGCGCCGCCGCUGUUGCAGGCGCACGAUCGAUUCGUGGACACGGUGCCGGGGGUGAUCUCCUCAAACUGGUCCCCAUACGAACUCGUCCGCGUGGUGCCGCGGCCGCUCGGGCGCGCGCUCGUCGUCGGCGCGUCCGGGAACGUCGGCGGCGCGAUCGAGGAAAAAUACGGCGCCGCGAACGUCAUCGGGACGUACAAGAACGAGGCGAGGACCGAGGACGGGUACGUGUACCUGGACAUCGAAGCCGUCGCGGAGGACGAGACGCUGGCGGAAGAGAUCAUGACGAUGUGCCGCCCCGAGGUGGUUUUUAUAUGCGCCGGCUUCAACUGGGUCGACGGAUGCGAGAACGAGGCGGAGGGUCUGCGGCCGCGGAAUAUGAACGCGGUGGGCCCGCGGAACCUCGCGGUCGCCGCGAAGAAGGUUGGCGCGAAAGUCGUGUACUUCUCCACGGACGCGGUCUUCAUAGGGAACGAGACCGGGAAGGUGUACGCCGAGGCGGAUGAGUUUUUACCGCAAAACAAAUUCGGAGAGACGAAGCUGCUGGGCGAACAGCUCGUGACCGCGGUGUGCCCGGAGCGGACGCUCGUGAUCCGAACCGCGGGCGUCUUCGGUCCCGAGCGCGUCGGGAAAAACUUCGUGUACCGGAUGUGCGAGGCGAUCAACGACGCGGACGACAUGGCGGUCCCGACGGAUCGGUUCUGCUCGCACGUGUACAAUCGCGAUUUAGGCGCGUCCCAUCUCGCGCCGGUCCCCGUACGACCGCCCGCGUCGGUGAAGGGUCUCGUGGACUCGGACGCCGCGGGCACGUUCCACGUCGUCGGCGAGGAGUCCUUCUCUCGGUUCAACUUCGCGCAGAGAGUCGCGGUGACGUUAGGGUUCAAGGACACCGCGACGCGCGUCAUCAAGCGCACGGAUUUGAAGACGAUGCACGACCAGACGUUUGAGGCGAGAGGGUUCGCGGCGGAGCGACCGAAAAAUUUGGCCCUCGCCGCGGACAAGCUGAAGGAGACGUUGCCGGAGCGCAUGCGACCCAAGCCGCUGCGCGAGGCGCUGCUGCACUGGAAGACGAACCCGAGAGGGGCGCGGUGUCCGGGGAUCGGCGUGCGGCGCGCGGAGGGCGAGUGAGGCGUCGGCGGCGGCGGGAGUGUACAGUAGGGCUAAAAAAUUUCUCGAGACUGAUGAGGGCCAUCCAUACAAAAACA